Molecule: messenger RNA, 924 nt
Organism: Ascochyta rabiei
Lineage: Eukaryota; Fungi; Ascomycota; Dothideomycetes; Pleosporales; Didymellaceae
Exons: 1
Coding region: 1-924 (307 amino acids)
Source: RefSeq, a predicted model, not a curated record
AUGGCCACCCACGAACGCCCGCCACACUUCGAGAGGCUUCACGGUUGUCCGACUCCGCCGCCUACUGCCUCGAGCAUCCACGCCCCUCCCCGCUUCCUGUCUCAAGCAAACCACACGCCACCACCAUAUAAGCGCAUGGAAGCUCCCAAGCCGCUACACACUCCACCGCUCGAGUUCACGCCCAUUGGCCACAACCAGUUCCGCUUUACUCGAGCGCAGUCCAUCGAGCAAUCCUCGCGACCCUCUAGCAUCUCCGGACAUGCCUAUGCCGGCACAACCCCCCAGGAAACCGAAUAUGAAGACAGCUCGGAAGAGGAAAGCGAGGACGAGGACGAGGACGAAAGACCCGUGCGACGGGUAGAGAAGCCCGAUUUUGAACUCGAGGAGGUGGACAGCAACGACAGCGAGGACGAAAACAUAGAAGUCGUGCAGCCAGAUCAUUGCGAAGACGCCAAGAGCGACAGGAGCGGCGCUGCGUUGGAGGACACCGGCGUCAUGGACCGCCUGCGAGAGCUGCACGUCGAAGAGGGCUCCACGGACGAGGAGGCCAAAGAGCGCAUCUACCUGCGCAAGAAGAAGAGGUGGAGCGCAGGAGUCUUCAAGCGCACACACAGCCAGAGCGUUGAAGGCGACAGCAGCUACUCUGACGAUGAUCCUCAAGAUGACAACAACCUUGAGGCCCGCCGUCUACGCCGCAAGCUGCGCGGGCCUGGGCCAUGGAAUAGGCGAGCCUCCCUCAUCUUCGAAGACAAGGGAUUUCCCAACACCAAUAAUAUCGAAGAGGUAGAAGAGCCUGAGGAGGGCAUGGUGAAGCACACGAAAGGCCCGCCGUCGAUCCCUAGCGAUGAUGCUUUCACACUGGAUGAGCUUCCUUUCUGGCGGGGUGCAUACGACUCCAUGGACGUGGAGAACGAAUCUGAGUAG